Molecule: messenger RNA, 2370 nt
Organism: Botrytis fragariae
Lineage: Eukaryota; Fungi; Ascomycota; Leotiomycetes; Helotiales; Sclerotiniaceae
Product: putative formin binding protein
Exons: 6
Coding region: 1-2370 (789 amino acids)
Biological process (GO): mRNA cis splicing, via spliceosome
Cellular component (GO): U2-type prespliceosome; U1 snRNP
Molecular function (GO): protein binding; RNA binding
Source: RefSeq, a predicted model, not a curated record
AUGAACGGAAUGAAUGGUCAUGCAGCUGUUCCUGCUCUCUGGCAGGAAGCGCGAAAUGCGGAUGGACGAGUUUAUUAUUAUAAUACUAUUACGAAGGCGACGCAAUGGACGAAGCCAGAAGAUUUGAUGACACCUGCAGAGCGUGCCCUGUUGAAUCAGCCAUGGAAAGAGUAUACAGCGGAAGGGGGGAGAAAGUAUUGGUAUAACACUGAGACGAAGGAGAGCUCAUGGGAAAUGCCAGAUGUAUACAAGGAAGCUAUGUCAAAAGAGGCUGCAUCGCCUGUAGUCGCUGCUGCACCAGUGCCAACCUUCGUCGCAGGAGGUGGAUUCUCGUCCUCUCAGUAUGACCAACCACGAGACAGAGAACCCUUAGGAGAAGCUCGUCAAAUUGCAUACGGAAAUGAUGUUAAUGGAAGCCGUGCUCAAGCUUUUGUGCCUGCUAAUAAUGAUCCCGAUUAUUCCACGUUUGAAGAAGCAGAAGCAGCUUUCCUCAAGCUUUUGAAACGGCACAAUGUUAAGCCUGAUCUUACAUGGGAAGAAGUUAUGCGAUCAAUUAUCAAGGAUCCUCAAUACCGAGCGCUCAAAGACCCCAAAGACCGAAAGGCCGCCUUUGAGAAGUAUGCCAUUGAGGUUCGCCUACAAGAGAAGGACCGUGCAAAGGAGAGACUUGAGAAACUCAGAUCUGAUUUUGCUACUAUGCUGAGAAGCCAUCCAGAGAUUAAACACUACACUAGAUGGAAGACAGCUCGACCAAUUAUUGAAGGAGAGACGAUUUUCCGCUCCUCGAAUGACGAUGAUGAAAGACGUCAGCUAUUUCAAGAUUAUAUCAUGGAACUCAAGAGGGCGAAUACGGAGAAAGAGGUUGCAACGAAAAAAGCUGCGAUGGACGAUCUUGUUGAUCUUUUGAAAGGAUUGAAUCUCGAACCAUAUACAAGAUGGUCAGAAGCACAAGGUAUCAUCCAGUCAAAUCCACGUUUCCAAGGUGAUGAGAAAUUCAAGGCACUCAGUAAAUCGGACAUGUUGACUGCUUUCGAAAAUCAUAUCAAAUCUCUUGAGAAGACAUUCAAUGAUGUUAAACAGCAGCAGAAGACCCAAAAGCUAAGGAGAGAGCGUCAGAAUCGAGACCGGUUUGUAGGCCUCUUGCGAGACCUCAAAGCUGGGAACAAAAUAAAGGCAGGAACAAAGUGGAGCCAAAUUCAUCCUUUAAUUGAAAACGAUGACAGGUACGUCGAUAUGUUGGGUCAAUCGGGAUCUUCUCCUCUGGAUCUGUUCUGGGAUGUAGUCGAGGAGGAGGAACGCGCACUGCGCAGUACACGAAAUGAUGUUUUGGAUGUUCUUGAUGAUAAACGGUUUGAACUCCAGCAAAAGACUCCGUUUGAAGAGUUCCUAGCACUGAUGCAGAGUGAUCGACGGACUGCUAACAUUGAUCGAGACUCAUUGUUGCUAAUAUUUGAUCGAUUACGUGAAAAGAUUUCUCGAAGAAAUGAGGAUGACAAGCAUCACGCAGAACGCCAUCAACGCCGAGCUGUGGAUAACUUGAGAUCGUACAUUAAGCAUCUCGAACCUCCUAUUCGCGUUGGCGAUGAUUACGAACGGGUUCGCGCUCGUUUUGAAGGGUCCGAAGAAUAUCUUGCCGUAACAACAGAUGAACUCCGUCGCUCAGCUUUUGACAAGGUAAUUCGCCGGCUCAAAGAGAAAGAGGAAGACUCCGAAAAGGAUCGAGCCAAGCGUCGUGAUCGAGCCUCAGUUGAUCGACCGACACACAAAAUACGCGACCGAGAGCGAGAACAUCGUUCCUCCGGGUCCACCCGCUCUAGGCGUAGCCGCUCCCCAGAACCUGAUGCGUAUGAAGCAGACAGGCGAAAAGCUAUAGCAGACCGCGAAAAGAACUACCGAAAGGGUGGCAUGGCUGAUACCUUACUUUCUCCAAAUCGUCGUGAUAGGCGUGAUCCUGAUGCCCAUGAUCGUGAACGCGACCGGGAUAGAUUGAUGCGGGAUCGUGAUCUUGACAAACCUCGUAGUAGACGAGAUGAUUCAAUGAGUCAUUACGAGCGAGAAAGGAGAGACCGUGAGGAUGAGAGAGAGAAACUCUACAGACGACGCGGGGAUCCUCGAGGUAGCAUCGAUGAGUUGCCUUAUGGGGACGAAAGAUCCAGUGCACCAAGAAAGAGAAGAGAAAGCGAAACUGAAACUCGCAGGGAUAGUAAGAGAACCAGAAGAGAAAACACCCCUAAACAACGUGAGCGCUCCCCAGUUCCCCCACGUGAACGGCGUCACAGGACUAGGACACCACCCGCUGCAAAAACCCCCGCCAAAGAAGAGCCUGCUGUUCAUUCAGGUAGCGAAGAAGGCGAGAUCGAGGAAGAAUAG